AUGGCUAUGAUUCCUGCUCGCGAGUUGUUCGUCAUGUCACCAAACGUUCUCAGAAACCUCGUCCUAAAAUCGAUCGAUCCAAAACUGGUUCCAUUAGAAUGGGAAUGCGUCGAGAAGGAUCCCAUCAAGAACCUUCAAAAUCUUCUCAAUAUCUCCAGCCCAUUAAUGGACCGAUUUCAAACUGCCGAGCAGUUUUUUGCAUUUAUAGCCUCUGUAGUUGGUUUCCCUGGAAGUCACACCUUCUUCGGUAUUCCAAAAACUGAAGUCUACUGUCAAAGAAGUGCAAUCUACUCGAGUCUAUCAAAGAGAGAGUAUGUCUACAAAACCGAUUUCUACUAUUUGCUCCAAGGCUGCAUUCAAGCGUGUCCAAUGCGAAGACUGGAAUCAGAACUUGCCGUUUCUCUCAUCGCUUACUUCCUGAAAUUCAAAGAAUCAAAAGUGAAGAUUUUCGAAAUGGCUCAGUUGGUUCCUGGAAUGUAUUGCAAUCUUCAACAUGCCGUGGCAGCCUUCAACAAAUCAUUCCCAACUGCAACAUUGGUUAAAGAUGAUAGGUUUCAAGGAAUGUCGAUUGAAGGUGCUGCUGAUGUAUUUUCAACUGUUUUGGGAACAAACGGGGAGGAUGGAGGCGAUAUUCUGAAUUUGCUGAAGACGUUCGACACGAAGAUUCCAAUCAAGCGCAAGCCACGUGCCUACAUGCCAGUUCUGGUCUGGGUCAUGUGGAUUACCGACACUUUCAGGAAGUUCAUCGAGAGCAACUCUAAAAUGAUGACGUCGAAAUCAGAUCCUGUAGAGAAAACGAACGACUCCAAAGUCAUUGUCAGGCUGUUCCAUUCUGAGAAACAUAAAUUUGUUUUUGCACAUGAGCUGCUACACGAAAUCAAGAUGGAAGGAUUCGAAGUGUCGGAAUUCGAAGAUGAGCUCCAAAAAGAGUCAACCGAUGUUGCUAUCUCGCUCCGUGAAAUUUUCGAAAUUGUUCCAAAAGAAAUACUGAAGCAUAUUGAAUUCGUCAAUCUUGAUCUAUUCUACAUCUCCACACCUAUUCCAUUGUUCAAUGGAAAAUACUGGGCAUGCCCUCCAAGUGGUCAACAACAAGUAUAUGUCAAGGAAGAGCAAAUCAAUAAGGAUAUCCAGGAAGACGAGACUAAUGAGCAACCAGAAAUUGAGAAUCAAGAUGAGAAUGUUUCAAAACCAACCAAAUUGGACAACCCAAAGAGAGUAAAAAUUAGCAAGAAGAAGAAGAAGAAGAAGGUCGCCAUGAUUUCUCAAACUCCAAAACCAACGUCAAAUGAAUCAGAAGCGUGUCCAAAAUGCUACCGUGCCAGUUUGUAUACCCGAAAAGCCAAUGAGAAGCUGAAAUUGGAUAAAAUUGAAACUAAAGCACUGAAGAAGAAGGUGACGCAGAUGGAGAAGGCAGAAGAGCAGAAGAAUCAAGAAGUUUUGGAAAAAGAUGCUCGAAUUCGUGCGCUGGAAAAGAUAGUGGAGUCACAGAAGAAAGAAUUGGCUGCGAAGGAAGAAGAAAGUCGAAUUAAAAUUCAAAACCUCGAAAAGCAACUGGAGGAGAAGGAUGAGAUUAUCGAGACCCUGGAAUCAAAGCAGUCUAAAGCCAAUGACAAAAACGAGUUAGUUCGAGAUGUCCUCUUCAAUCUUCUGGAAGUCCGAGCUACUAUCAAUGCUGAAAAUCCAAUUUCAAAAGUCACCGAACUCGUCAACCAACUGAUGAUGAAGACAGAAUGCGAAGAAGUGAAAAAUAAUGCACAGAUUGAGCUUGCCGAAUACCAACACGAGUGUAAUACAUUCAUCACAACAGUUGACACCAAUCUAGAAUUGGUCCGUGAAAAUCAUAAUAUCGAUCUUGUUCAUCUUCCGAAGCUACCAUUGUUUCCAGUCCUAUCGGAAGGUUUCCGAAAAGAUUACAAGAAUGCAAUGAAGUCAGACGUCCCAAACAUCUGCCAAUCUUUGUUGACUUCUCCCGAAACUUCCACAGAAACCGAUCCAAACGAACUGAUGGACACGGAGUGCUUGAUUUGUUUGGACGAUAUGGAAUCAGAAGAAAACACCAUGAAAUGCGACUGCUGUAAACGACGCUACCACGACGGAUGCAUCAAAAAUUGGUUUGAAACAAAGCGCAGCUAUCUAUUCAGUUUAUCAUUCAGUUCGGUCCAAGGGUUCGAUAGUACAACUAAUCUCAGUACUCUUCAAACUAUCGUAUUUUACGUAUCGUGGUCGAAUAAUAUUCUAAUGAAUGCUCGUACUGUUCUAUCAAUCAUCAUAACAAUCGGUCGAAUCGUUGCAGCUAUCUUCCUCACAAUUUUAGAUGCUUUCAUUUAUAGUUUCAAUGUUACACCAGCUGUUUUGAUAGCUAACUACCUCACUCUAUUAGAUGCCUUCAUUUAUAUUGUUUUCAAUGUUAUGCCAUCUGUUAUGGAAGCGUUUAUAAGUUGA
Caenorhabditis briggsae is the source of this 2442-nucleotide messenger RNA. The coding region runs from base 1 to 2442 and encodes 813 amino acids. Gene Ontology annotation, biological process: innate immune response. The transcript has 5 exons. The record is from RefSeq and is a predicted model, not a curated record. Gene Ontology annotation, cellular component: membrane raft. Lineage: Eukaryota; Metazoa; Nematoda; Chromadorea; Rhabditida; Rhabditidae.